Messenger RNA from Morone saxatilis (striped sea-bass), 1090 nucleotides. RefSeq lists its product as uncharacterized. Lineage: Eukaryota; Metazoa; Chordata; Actinopteri; Moronidae. Gene Ontology annotation, molecular function: ubiquitin-protein transferase activity. The record is from RefSeq and is a predicted model, not a curated record. Gene Ontology annotation, cellular component: nucleus.
CUCUAAGAGAGGACUGGUACUACAUUGCUGGCAAAGCCACUGCAGUGAGCUUGGUACAUGGCGGUCCACCACCAAACUUCCUCUCGCCAACAGUAUUUUGUCUUCUGGUCAAUGGUUCAGCAAAUCCAAAACUAGAAGACAUAGCUGACACAGAACUCUUGGAAAAAGUCAAAAAGGUAUCUGAAAGUACAACCCUUGAGGACCUUGAGAAGUCAAAUGCACCUUUGCUUGACUACUUGGCCAAUGCAGGAUGUCUGAGGCCUAUGCGGUCGAUAAGAGACAGGGAUCUGCUGGUACAAGACAUUGUCAUGUUUCAGGUCAUCCACAGGGUUCAAGGUCCAUUUCAAAGAUUCUGUGAAGGACUGAAAACUCUUGGGGUUCUGGACCAAAUACGACGACAUCCAGACAGCUUUCGACCCCUGUUCUGCUAUGAGCCGAACACGCUGACUGCUGACCAGGUGGAUGAUCUUUUCAGCAUUCGUCUCUCUCCAGAAGGGAGCAACAAGAGAGCUGCUGAGGAGAUGGUCGUUACUUUCUGGAGGGACUAUCUCCAAGAUGCAGAAGAAGAAGAAGGGCCAUCCAAACUAGAGAAGAUAUUGGCCUUCACAACUGGAGCAUCUGUGGUACCACCUAUCGGCUUUUCCCCAACUCCUUCUGUCCAGUUCAUUCACAAAGGAGAUGAUGGCUUCUCUACAUCAAUGUUCCCUCUUGCCAACACAUGUGUUAACUGCAUCAAGUUGCCACUACAUGUGUCUUACCAACUGUUCAAGGAGAAGUUUGACUUUGCAUUAGGAAACACAUAUGGGUUUGGCAGGGCAUGAACAUGUCAUGCUCUGAAAACCUUUUCUGUCUGUGUCUCACUUUCUCUGUUUGUCUCUACCUUUCUGCUCUGUUUUCUGAAAAAAGUUUAAAACGAGACCGUUAUUUUAAUUUCUGAAUGCCGUAUGCGAUAUAACUGAUGUAUUUUAUAUAGUUUCACCACAAUUCAGUUGACUCAGUCAGCCUAUGUUUUAAAACAUAUUUACAUUUAUUUUUAACAGCAUGUUUCAUAUUCUUACCAAACUUUCUUUUAACAUAUACUUGUUUAGAC